AUGGCCACAAAAGAUCCCGCUGCCGCAACUAUAGAGCUUGCCCAGACGGGCAAGCGAGACUUCAUUCGAGCUCUCGAGAAAAAGUACCAGGACCGAUGGGAGGAGGAAAAGCUCUUCGAAGUCGAUGCUCCAACCCAGGAAGAAUGCGCCGGCCUCACUCCAGCAGAGAUACAGAAAAAGUUUCCGAAAUGGUUCGGCAACUUUCCAUUCCCCUACAUGAACGGUUCUCUGCACCUUGGGCACGCCUUCACCAUCUCAAAGAUCGAGUUUGCUGCUGGAUAUCAGAGGAUGUUGGGCAAGAGGGUGUUGUUCCCACACGGAUUCCACGUCACUGGUAUGCCAAUCAAGGCCUCCUCUGACAAAAUCAUCCGCGAGUUGGAGAUGUUCGGCGACGAUUUCGAACGUCACACUCAAGAAACGCAAGAAGAAGCCGCUCCUGCCACAUCAACCGACAAAGCCGCGUCCGGUGCACCCGACAAAGCCAAGAAGGGGAAAAUCCAGAACAAGAAAACCGGUCAUACCUAUCAGUUCCAGAUCCUCGAAUCCAUCGGUGUUCCUCGUGAGGAGAUCAAGAAGUUCGCAGACCCUUACUACUGGCUCGAGUACUUCCCUCCUAUCGCUAUGGCAGAUAAUCAUGCGAUCGGCACUCGCGUAGACUGGCGACGAACAUUCAUGACUACCGAUGCCAACCCCUACUUCGACUCCUUCGUCCGAUGGCAGGUCAACAAACUCUACGCCCUCGGUAAGAUCAAGUUCGGAGAGCGUUAUACCAUCUACAGUCCCAAGGAUGGCCAACCCUGUAUGGAUCACGAUCGGCAACAAGGAGAGGCAAUUGGGCCACAGGAGUACACCAAUAUCAAGAUGGAGGUAUUGGAGUGGAGUGAUGAGUCGAAGAAGGAGAUCAAGGGCAAGGUUGGUGGGAGGAAGGUCUAUCUUGUGGCGGCUACUCUCAGACCGGAAACUAUGUACGGUCAGACGAACUGUUUCGUUGGUACGGGUAUCAAGUACGGCGUGUUCGCCGCGAACGAGAAGGAGGCAUAUGUCUGCACUUACCGCGCGGCUCGCAAUAUGGCCUUCCAGGGCAUCUUUGAAGUCCGAGGCCAGAUUAACCAGCUGGCCGAGCUCGAAGGGUCCAAGAUCGUCGGUACCAAAAUCAGCGCACCCAUCUCCACUUACAAGGAGGUGUACGUUCUGCCCAUGGACAACGUUCUUGAGACAAAGGGCACCGGUGUCGUGACUUCCGUCCCCUCCGACUCUCCAGACGACUUCGCCACUCUCACUGACCUCCGCAAAAAGGCCGAGUACUACAAAAUCGAUCCUAAGUGGGCCGCUUUUGAUCCUGUACCCGUACUGUCGACGCCUUCCUAUGGCGACAUGACCGCACCUUUCCUUGUCAAGAAGCUCAAGAUCGCCUCCCAGAAGGACGUCAAGCAGCUCGCUGAGGCUAAGGAGCUCGCGUACAAGGAAGGCUUCUACAAUGGUACGAUGUUGAUCGGCGAGUUCAAAGGACAGAGCGUCCAGGACGCAAAGCCGAAGGUUAGGCAGAGCAUGAUUGAUCAAGGGUUGGCAUUUGCGUAUGCGGAGCCAGAAGGGUUGAUCAUCUCGAGGAGUGCGGAUGAGUGUGUUGUGGCGCUCAUGGACCAGUGGUAUUUGGACUAUGGAGAAGCGACUUGGAGAACGCAGGCGGAGAGGCUUUUGGCGAAGAUGAAUACUUGGAAUAACGAGACGAGGAAUGCCUUUGAGGGUACCCUUGGCUGGCUGAACCAAUGGGCUUGUGCGCGGACGUAUGGGUUGGGGUCGAAGCUUCCGUGGGAUCCUCAGUUCUUGGUGGAGAGUUUGUCCGAUUCGACGAUUUAUAUGAGCUACUACACCGUGGCGCAUCACCUGCAUCGAUCGAUUGACGGCAAAGUCCGCGGUCCCUUGGACGUUUCUCCCGAACAGCUGACAGAUGAAGUAUGGGAAUACAUCUUCUGCAAUGGCCCCUGGCCGUCAUCCUCUCCUCUCCCCAAAGAGAAAGCCGACACUCUGAAGCACGAGUUCAACUAUUUCUAUCCCUUCGAUGUCCGUUCAUCUGGCAAGGACCUUAUCAACAACCAUCUCACAUUCUCCAUCUACAACCACGCCGCCAUCUUCGGCGAGGAGCACUGGCCGUUGAGCAUGAGGACCAAUGGCCACUUGAUGUUGAACGGAGCGAAGAUGUCAAAGAGUACGGGUAACUUCUUGACGAUGAGGCAGGGGAUGGAGAAGUUUGGAGCGGAUGCGACGAGGUUGGCGCUUGCGGAUGCGGGCGAUGGGAUUGAAGAUGCGAACUUCGAUGAGAAGAAUGCGAAUGCGAUGAUCUUGAGGUUGCAUACGCUCCUCUUGUGGGCAGAUGAAAUGGUGAAAGACCAGACCGGUCUUCGUACUGGCCCCAAGAGCUCUUUCCACGACAAGAUCUUCGAGGAGGAAAUCAACAACCUCAUCAACAUCACACAAUCGCACUACGAGGCCACGAACUACAAGGACGCCCUCAAGUACGGCUUCUUUGAGCUUCAGACAGCUCGUGACUGGUACCGCGAAGUUACCGCCGACAUCGGCAUGCACGCCGACCUCAUCACCUACUGGAUCCGUAUCUCCGCCCUCCUCGUCGCUCCUCUUGCCCCUCACUUCGCCGAACACAUCCACUCCACAAUUCUCAAGUCUCCAACCUCCGUCCAACGGGCCCUCUGGCCCACCCCGGAGAAAGCACUGGACAAGCCUCUCGUUGAGGCUGGUGCUUACAUGCGCGACACCGUCAAGACGAUUCGCGACGCUGAGCUCUCGCUGCUCAAGAAGAUGGGCAAGGGUAAGCAAGCGUCGUAUGAUCCGAAGAAGCCAAAAGCGGUGAGGGUGUAUGUGGCGACGAAGUUCCCAGAGUGGCAGGAUGCUUGUGUGAGUGCGGUCAAGGAGGCUUGGGACGACGAAAAGGAGAAGGUGGACGAUGCGAAGGUGAGGUCGAUAUUGACGGCGAAGGGAUUACUCAAGGAAAAGCGUGCCAUGCCGUUCGUGCAGCUGUUCAAGAAACGCAUCGCGGACUUUGGCGCCGAAACUGCCUUCAGGCGAGCUCUGCCGUUCUCUGAAUCACAGGUCUUGGGCGAACUUCUCCCUUACCUCAAACGCACCCUCAAUCUCGUCGAUGGCGAGAUAAUGGCCACCGACGAGGCGCUGUCUAAGGCUGGACAGCCUGGCUUCACCAAGUCGAUCAUCGAGAGUUCAGAACCAGGUGGACCGGCGUUUGAGUUCAGGAAUGUUUAG
Stereum hirsutum FP-91666 SS1 is the source of this 3273-nucleotide messenger RNA. Its product is annotated as leucyl-tRNA synthetase. Bases 1 to 3273 code for a protein of 1090 amino acids. The transcript is spliced from 10 exons. The record is from RefSeq and is a predicted model, not a curated record. Gene Ontology annotation, biological process: leucyl-tRNA aminoacylation. Gene Ontology annotation, molecular function: aminoacyl-tRNA deacylase activity; leucine-tRNA ligase activity; ATP binding. NCBI's taxonomy places the organism in Eukaryota, Fungi, Basidiomycota, Agaricomycetes, Russulales, Stereaceae.